Messenger RNA from Nicotiana tabacum (common tobacco), 857 nucleotides. RefSeq names its product protein SEED AND ROOT HAIR PROTECTIVE PROTEIN-like. Gene Ontology annotation, cellular component: cell periphery. Lineage: Eukaryota; Viridiplantae; Streptophyta; Magnoliopsida; Solanales; Solanaceae. The record is from RefSeq and is a predicted model, not a curated record.
UCUCUAUAUAUUAAGCGUUCAGAAAACAAACCAAAUUAUAUCAGUAGUCAAAAUCAGACACACAUCCCUGAAGUUGCUCUAAUAUUGACAAUGGCUUCAAGCAAUUACUUGUCAGCUUUCUGCAUUCUCUUGUUCCUAGUAGCAGCCACCAAUAUUGUUUUUGCAAGCAGCAGUUAUGGAAAUGGAUCUAAUUAUGGUUAUGGCAGUGCCCCAAAAUCCAACUUGAAGAAACAUUUGCCCACAAAGGGAUUGAUUCCUGCAUCAAUCAUUGCUGUUCAGGGAAUGAUUUAUUGCAAAUCAGGAUCUAAACUCAUCCCUCUUAAGGGAGCUGUAGCAAGGAUAACAUGCCUUGGGGUGGAGAAGAACUACGGAUAUGAAACUGCGCCUUUCUCCUUUUCAAGUUACCAAUCGGACUCAAAGGGUUAUUACUAUGCAGUAUUUUCUCUAAAGGAGCACAAAGGAUAUGAAUCUUGCAAAAUCACACAGUGCAAGGCCUUCUUAGAAAGUUCUUCUCUGGAAGAAUGCGAUAUCCCAACAGAUGAAAAUAAGGGGAAAACAGGAGCUCUUCUUACUUCUUACCGAUUUCUCCAUGGCAAGAACACAUUAUUGUACUCUGUUGCUCCUUUUGUUUACACUUCUGAUGACUACAAAUCCAAUUACCAGGGUGAGGGUUAUUAGAUGAAUUUAGUUUGCUACUUAAUUCUGUCCCAUCAAUAAUUUAAUUAUCAGCCCCAUGAGAUUUGAUGAGUCUUGAUCCUUUUUCUUUCUAUUUAAUUUGUAUUUUGCUAAUUUAUUACUAUGCAUGAAAUAGGGGGCAUCAUUUCUCUUGUGACAAUGAAUUCCUUCUUCUUUCUUCA